AUGUGGUUAUCCCGCAUUGACGAAUUAUUCGAUGACUAUCAAAUGUCGUCUGAGGAUCAGCUGCUCGUUGCGUCGUUUUAUUCAGCCGGAGAACCUCUUCAAUUUUACUAUGGUCUUAAACGGGCGUCACAGUUGGAUAAUUGGGAGAAAUUUAUUGGUCAGCUGGCGCUUCGGUUUGGGGAUUACAUCCGGCCGACUACGGUGGUGCAUAUUUGGGAGUCAACACCGGAGAAGUCUGCUGUCGAGAAGGAAACUACCCCGGCGGUGGAGGAGUCAGCCGAAACAUUCCAAGAAUCCGGUGGUGAUAUGGCAGUAAAAUCAGAAACGACGUCGGAUGAAAGUGUUUGGGAGGCUUACGAUCUUGAGUCGUUUAAAGACAUCAACCAAGAAGUUGAGAAAGAUUUGGCUCUUUUAGACAAUAACCUUGAGAAAUCUGAUGAUGAAUUGAGUGUUGUGGAUUCAUUUGAUGAAAAAUGUGAAGUUGCUGUGAUUGAUAACGUGCCUGCGAGUAUAAAUUCAGAAAAUGUUAGGGUUGUUACUUGUUGGAAUGACAGUGUGAGAAUAAACCGCUUGUUUGCUCAACGAAGUUGUUGGUGCUUCUUUAUGAUUGAUCCUGGUGGAUUAGGAUGCUCAUUUUGUGUUAAAUGCUCCACUGGUAUGGGUAUGUGCCUUGUAAGCGAAAAGCGAAUGUACUCUCUAAAAACCUGUGAAGUUUGGACUGAAGUAGUAACUUGUUUUAGAGGGGGAACAGAAAUUUAUUUGGUUCCAAGUGAUAGUAAUCGUCUACUUGUGAAGGGUGAAAUUCUGAGCUUAGUUGGAGUUAACUGUUCCUUGGGUCUGGAUAAAUGUCGGAAUGAUGUUGAUAAAUCUGAGUUGGAAAAGUGGUUGUUCCUAAUUGAUCACAGCAAACUCCAACAUGUUUUCAGUAUUAAUUGUGCAUUGGAGGGUAUGUGGGUACUUGGAAGUCAUUGGUGGACUGAGAGAUUGGGGAAGGUCAUGGGACAUUGUGAUAUCGGGUCUUACAGGUGGCACUCUAGACUAGAGAAGAAGAAUCCUCUUGGAGUUUAUGCACAUUAUGAACUGCUUCCUUGGGGUUACUCUUCAACAAAUGGUCUCAUUUCAGAAGUUCUUGGAUAUCAACUACCAAAUUUUCUCUUCCACUUGUUAGAUUUAAUGUUGUUCAUGUUACUUGUAUGGGCGUCAAUUAAGGACGGAGCUGGCAUGAGACUUGUUUUCUCCAAGACACAUUUUAACAGGGGUGACUCUGUACAUGUUCACAAAUUGUUGAUAUCAGCUCCAUUUUCAAGCGUUACACAUCAGUUCAGAAAUAUUGAAGGCGAGAGGGCUUGGGAUUGGAACUUUCCGUGGCAAAUUUCAAUGGAGGAUGGCAUAAAUUCCUUGAGGGCAACAUGCAGCACCAGUAGAAUAACUCUCCAAGCUGCCAGUGGUAUGAGCGAAUGUUUGCACUUAGUUUGGGAUAAAAUCAUCACAUCUUUAAAGGAGGCACAAUUUUCCACGAUGAGUUGUACAACCACCAUCGUGAAGAAAGAAAUCAAUCUGACCAGUACAAAUUCAAGCAACUACUUCUUUUGUCAAGCUUGUUUUAGGGAGGAUGAUUUGUCAUGA
Messenger RNA from Oldenlandia corymbosa var. corymbosa, 1626 nucleotides. The record is from the annotation of a GenBank genome assembly. NCBI's taxonomy places the organism in Eukaryota, Viridiplantae, Streptophyta, Magnoliopsida, Gentianales, Rubiaceae.